CACUAGUUACGCCAUAGUCCAAAGUGCAAAAAACAUGCAAUUUUGGUGGACAUCUACUUAGGUACUCCACUUCUUCUUUGAUUCGGAUCGGAGCGUCGUUCGUCGAUCCAGUAGUCACUUUGAGAGGGGCUUAAGUCCAAUGCUUAUUUCCGUAAAUCCGCAACCCACACUCCGACCCCACGAACCUCCAACCGCGGCUUUUCGUCCUUUUCUCUUGGAUGCAAUUUACGAGUGAUAUCAUUAUCGCACUGUGCAAAAACGAGGAUCGUCGGAAGCAACGAAGCCAAUUGCAUCGACUCCGAUCCUGCACCACACACACAUCGCAACCAUCACAAUUGACCCACCAUGUCCGCCGCCGAGAUCCGCGACCUGAGGCCGCUGCACCUGGAAGCAGUGCAGCACCAACACAUAUCGCGACCGGUAUCCCCGAUACCGUUCCCGCUGAACGACUCCAAGAUCCACCUGCUGCUGUGCGCGACCGGCUCCGUCGCGACGAUCAAGAUCCCCAACAUCAUCACCGCGCUCUCGGCGCACCCAAACCUCUCCAUCCGCCUCAUCUUCACCGCGUCUGCGACGAAUUUCCUCGCGGGACAGAGCGCAGAGCAGCCGUCGUUGCAGGACAUCGCGGCGCUGCCGAACGUCGAUGGCAUGUUCUUUGAUGAGGACGAAUGGAGGGAUCCGUGGGUGCGGGGGAAUCACAUUCUUCAUAUUGAGUUGCGCCGCUGGGCGGAUAUCAUGGUUGUUGCGCCGCUGAGUGCAGAUACGCUUGCGAAGAUCACACAGGGAUGGUCGGACAAUUUGUUACUUUCUGUCAUAAGGGCUUGGGACACAACUGGGGAAUUGGAUGUUGUGAGAGAUGUCCCAGGGCUGAAUGGUACGGACAGUAUUCAAGGCCAGGCGGGGUCAAAACGGAAAAAGCGAAUACUCGUAGCCCCGGCGAUGAAUACAGCGAUGUGGUUGCAGCCCAUCACCAAGAAACAAUUAGAUGUGCUGAACGAGGAAUGGGGUGUUAAGAAUGGGGGGUGGUUUGAGGUCUUGACUCCGAUGAGUAAAGAGCUCGCCUGUGGUGAUGUCGGAGGCGGGGCAAUGAAAGAUUGGAGAGAGAUUGUCGAAGUCAUUGAAGAUAGAUUGGGGUUGAAGUCGAGCGGUGCGGUCGCAUAGACCGAUGCUACUAUAGAAUUGUCGAGGCGAUCAGACAAAGAUAAAUCUGGAUUGAAGUCGAGCAUCGUUGUCGCAUAGACAGAUGCAACUAUACGACAUGCUCUUUCGAGAGCACCACGUCACCUGACCUGGCGACGAACGCUCCCAGGUCCUCACCCACGGCAACGUAGAGCCAUGCCGAAGUGCGCAUUGUCAAAUGA
Aaosphaeria arxii CBS 175.79 is the source of this 1361-nucleotide messenger RNA. RefSeq names its product flavo protein. NCBI's taxonomy places the organism in Eukaryota, Fungi, Ascomycota, Dothideomycetes, Pleosporales. The transcript has a single exon. Bases 346 to 1161 code for a protein of 271 amino acids. Gene Ontology annotation, biological process: coenzyme A biosynthetic process. Gene Ontology annotation, molecular function: FMN binding; phosphopantothenoylcysteine decarboxylase activity. Gene Ontology annotation, cellular component: phosphopantothenoylcysteine decarboxylase complex. The record is from RefSeq and is a predicted model, not a curated record.